Chiloscyllium plagiosum (whitespotted bambooshark) is the source of this 2460-nucleotide messenger RNA. The record is from RefSeq and is a predicted model, not a curated record. Lineage: Eukaryota; Metazoa; Chordata; Chondrichthyes; Orectolobiformes; Hemiscylliidae.
UGGCUAUCUUGGAAACUGCGAAAUACAGUUAUUAUUGGUUGAGUAGCUUGUCAACCUUUCAGUAACUCUCGUCAGAUUUCCCAUUGCCCCCUUUCUCCUUUGCCUCGUGUGAGGAAGGACAGGUUGUUGAUGACGUCACCAGCAGUUCUUUUUGCGCUGUUGUGGGAAACACCGGGGGGUGUAAGACGACGUCGGUGGUACUUUCAGAGCUGUCCUGUAAAGAAGUUCAAGUUGAGCAAGAAUAAGAACGUGGCGUUGGAAACAGCAUCUAAAGUUUAGCUAGAUUUAAAACACUCCAAAUGACCAUGACAGCAGAAAGCUUGGACAUGACAAAUGGUUCUAAUAAACUUGGGUCUGUGACCCAGAAUGAAGCAGCACUGCUUGCCUUGAUGGAACAGACAGGCUAUACUAUGAUCCAAGAAAAUGGACAAAGGAAGUUUGGUGGCCCACCACCAGGUUGGGAAGGUCCACCACCACCUCGUGGAUGUGAAGUCUUUGUAGGAAAAAUUCCACGAGACAUGUAUGAAGAUGAAUUGGUACCUGUGUUCCAACGAGCAGGGAAAAUUUAUGAGUUUAGACUGAUGAUGGAAUUCAGUGGUGAGAAUAGAGGUUAUGCUUUUGUAAUGUACACUACAAGAGAAGAAGCCCAGAAUGCAAUCAAAAUGCUUAACAAUUAUGAAAUUCGACCUGGAAAAUUUAUUGGUGUUUGUGUUAGCUUGGAUAACUGCAGAUUGUUCAUUGGUGCAAUUCCAAAAGAGAAGAAAAAGGAAGAAAUCCUUGAAGAGAUGAAGAAGGUUACUGAAGGUGUCGUUGAUGUUAUUGUCUACCCCAGUGCCACUGACAAGACAAAGAAUCGUGGAUUUGCAUUUGUGGAAUAUGAAUCUCAUAGAGCUGCUGCAAUGGCAAGACGGAAACUAAUUCCAGGUACUUUUCAAUUGUGGGGGCAUACCAUUCAGGUGGAUUGGGCAGACCCAGAAAAAGAAGUGGAUGAGGAAACUAUGCAAAAGGUUAAGGUACUCUAUGUCCGAAACCUGAUGAUAUCCACAACAGAAGAGACUAUCAAAAUGGAAUUUAACAAAAUUAAGCCUGGAGCAGUUGAACGAGUAAAAAAGCUCAGAGACUAUGCAUUUGUGCACUUUUUUGACAGAGAUGAUGCAGUUACAGCUAUGAAUAUUAUGAAUGGAAAGUGUAUAGAUGGUGCUAGCAUUGAAGUCACCCUUGCAAAGCCAGUUAAUAAAGAUGGCUCUUGGAAGUACACUCAAGGUAGUCAAGUCAAUAUUAAUUGUGAAAAUCAACGACUAACAUUUACCAACAAGGAAGAUGGGAUAGCAAAAACCCCAGGAAGGUCACCAAGCUUACCGGCACGUCUGAAUGGUCACCAUAGCCCAUGCUCACCUGAACUGGAGAGAUGCACAUAUCCUUUAUUCCCUGGAAUAAAGCUUACGCCUUUGAGUAUUUAUUCAUUGAAGCCUAGCCAUUUUCAGUCUUCAGUUACACACUUGGAAUAUUAUUGCAACAAAAAUAACUGGGCGCCACCAGAGUACUACCUAUACUCAACAACAAGUCAGGAUGGGAAACAACUGCUUGUUUAUAAAGUGGUUAUUCCCUCCCUUGCGAACAGUUCACAAGGUACACUGAGCCAUUUCAUGCCUGAUAAGCUCUGCACAAUGCUGGAAGAUGCUAAGGAACUAGCUGCACAAUAUGCACUCACACAUUUAGACUACAGUUUGCGUCGGACCAGCUCCGUUAAUAGUCUUUCUCAAGUUGGUGCACCUCUUCCAACUUCUGCUUCCAACUUGCUACAAUACGCAUCUAGACCGUACUCCUAUCCUAGCUACCCAUUGUCAACAACGUUACCUCUUGGUAACAGCAGUCAUAUUGGACAACGAUUAUAUGUUUCUAGUCAUGGAUCUUUCUUCUAAAAAUAGUAUUAUGAAUGGAAUACACAAAUAUUGUCAGGUUUCUUGAAAUGCAUGUUAGUUUUCUAAAAAUAUUUUUCAUUCUCUGUUAUGUUAUGCAAUUUAUUGAGGCUCAAUUAUUUUAUUCUUUUUCAUGUAUAAAAUCUUAAUCAAAUUGUUUUAUGUUCUUGUUAAAGAUUUCAUAAUACUGUUAAUGAAUUUGACAAGUUUUUCAUCACUGUGAUGGUCUAUUUGUCUGUUGGCCUUCAGUUAUUUUGCUCUUUAAUACUUAUAGCAUUAUUAAUACACUAAAUUAAGACCUCUUAAUAGGAUUGUGGCUGCACUAAUGUACAGGAACAAUGCUGUAUUUUUUUGUUGCAGUGUUCACUGUCACACUGGGGUCAAUUUUUACAUAGCCCAUCCAUCUCAGGAAAUUGAUGAGAUUUGAAUGCAACAUUGCUUACACACACUGAACAAUUUGUGGUCAAUUUGUGUUAGUUGGAUAUAAAGAUGGUGUCAUGCCCAAUACCAUGUUUUCACUGCGUGCGUUAAGGUAAAAUUA